Molecule: messenger RNA, 447 nt
Organism: Necator americanus (New World hookworm)
Lineage: Eukaryota; Metazoa; Nematoda; Chromadorea; Rhabditida; Ancylostomatidae
Exons: 1
Coding region: 1-447 (148 amino acids)
Source: RefSeq, a predicted model, not a curated record
AUGUGGCAUGGACGAAACGGAAAAUGGCAACAGGCGUACUGUCCGACAAGAAAGUCCCCGUCAAGAAAGUCCAAGAAGAAAGAAGAGAGGAAGAUCUACAGGACGGUUGUGCGUUCUGUUGCCAUUUACGAACGCGAGUGCUGGCCGACGACGAAAGCCUUGGAAAGAUUGUUGCACGCUAUGGAGAUGCGGAUGUUGAGGUGGACGAUAGGUGUAACGCUAAAAGGCAAAGUAUCCAACGACACUGUACGCUCCAUCUUCGGCGUCAUACCGAUAACUGAGAAGAUGAAGGAGGCGCGACUGAGAUGGUUUGGUCACGUCUUGCGGCGAGAAAAAGAUUCUGUUGUCAAAACCGCUCUGAAGCUCGACGUUUCUGGCGUGAGGGAGGCCAAAGAUUCGCUGGUUGGACCGUGUGAAGCUGGAUAUGAUAGAUGCGUGUUUGUGUAA